Messenger RNA from Symphalangus syndactylus (siamang), 4614 nucleotides. It is a transcript of the gene KANSL1L, whose product is annotated as KAT8 regulatory NSL complex subunit 1 like. Gene Ontology annotation, cellular component: NSL complex. Lineage: Eukaryota; Metazoa; Chordata; Mammalia; Primates; Hylobatidae. Gene Ontology annotation, molecular function: histone acetyltransferase binding. The record is from RefSeq and is a predicted model, not a curated record.
CGGACCGAAGGUGCGGCGGCGGAGGGGAGCCAGGGCGCCCCAGCAGGCGAGUGGCCGGCGUCUCAGCGGCGGGAUGACGGGGGUUUCCAGUACUUAUCUACAGGAAUCGCCAUGACCCCAGCUCUGAGGGAGGCAACAGCAAAGGGUAUCAGCUUUUCAUCUUUGCCAAGUACCAUGGAGUCUGACAAGAUGCUCUACAUGGAAAGUCCAAGAACUGUAGAUGAAAAGCUAAAGGGAGACACCUUUUCUCAGAUGCUUGGAUUUCCAGCUCCCGAACCUACUCUUAAUACUAAUUUUGUGAAUUUAAAACAUUUUGGCUCCCCUCAGUCUUCAAAACAUUACCAGACUGUUUUUUUAAUGAGAUCUAAUUCUACAUUAAAUAAACACAAUGAGAAUUAUAAACAAAAGAAAUUAGGGGAGCCCGGUUGCAAUAAGCUGAAAAACAUACUGUAUAAUGGCAGCAACAUUCAGCUCAGUAAAAUCUGUCUUUCUCAUUCUGAAGAGUUCAUCAAAAAGGAACCUCUAUCAGAUACCACGAGCCAGUGCAUGAAAGAUGUACAAAUUAUUUUGGAUUCAAAUAUAACCAAAGACACUAAUGUAGAUAAAGUACAACUACAAAACUGUAAAUGGUAUCAAGAGAAUGCACUUUUGGAUAAAGUUACUGAUGCUGAGAUUAAAAAGGGUUUAUUGCGCUGUACUCAAAAGAAAAUUGUACCUGGCCACUCAAAUGUGCCUGUUAGUUCUUCACCUGCUGAAAAAGAGGAGGAAGUAAAUGCUCGUUUACUUCAUUGUGUAAGCAAACAGAAAAUUUUACUUAGCCAGGCUAGAAGAACUCAGAAACAUUUGCAGAUGCUCCUGGCAAAGCAUGUUGUUAAGCACUAUGGUCAGCAGAUGAAAUUGUCUAUGAAACAUCAGCUCCCCAAAAUGAAGACAUUUCAUGAACCUACCACAAUUUUGGGUAACAGUUUACCUAAAUGCACUGAAAUUAAGCCAGAAGUUAACACAUUGACUGCAGAGAAUAAAUUGUGGGAUGAUGCAAAAAAUGGCUUUGCACGGUGUACAGCUGCGGAAAUCCAAAGAUUUGCAUUUUCUGCUACAGGGCUGUUGUCUCAUGUUGAAGAGGGUUUGGAUUCCGAUGCAACUGAUAGCAGCUCUGAUGACGAUUUGGAUGAAUAUACCCUUAGAAAAAAUGUGGCAGUUAACUGUAGUACUGAAUGGAAGUGGCUUGUAGACAGAGCACGAGUUGGCAGCCGAUGGACUUGGCUUCAAGCCCAGAUUUCAGACCUAGAAUGCAAAAUCCAACAACUAACAGACAUUCACAGGCAAAUUCGUGCCUCCAAGGGGAUAGUGGUCCUAGAAGAAUGUCAACUUCCAAAAGAUAUUUUGAAAAAACAAAUGCAAUUUGCAGACCAAGCAGCUUCACUAAACAUUCUAGGGAAUCCUCAGGUUCCCCAAGAGUGUCAAGAUCCUGUACCGGAACAAGAUUUUGAAAUGUCACCAAGCAGCCCUACUUUACUUCUUCGAAACAUCGAAAAACAGAGUGCACAGUUGACUGAGAUCAUCAACAGUUUGAUUGCCCCUCUCAACUUGUCCCCAACUUCAUCACCCCUCUCUUCCAAAUCCUGUAGCCAUAAAUGUCUGGCUAAUGGCAUUUACAGGAGUGCAUCAGAGAACUUAGAUGAGCUGUCUUCCUCCAGUAGCUGGUUACUUAACCAGAAGCACAGUAAGAAAAAGAGAAAAGACAGGACAAGAUUGAAAUCUUCAUCCUUGACUUUCAUGAGUACAUCAGCCCGAACAAGGCCACUUCAGAGUUUCCACAAACGAAAACUCUACAGAUUGAGCCCUACUUUUUAUUGGACUCCACAGACUUUGCCUUCAAAAGAAACAACAUUUUUAAAUACUACACAAAUGCCUUGCCUGCAAUCAGCUUCAACUUGGAGUAGCUAUGAACACAAUUCGGAGUCUUACCUAUUAAGAGAACAUGUAUCAGAGUUAGAUUCCUCUUUCCAUUCUGUUCUAUCAUUGCCAUCAGAUGUGCCUCUUCAUUUUCACUUUGAAACACUGUUAAAAAAGACUGAAAUAAAAGGCAAUCUUGCUGAAAAUAAAUUUGUAGAUGAAUAUAUCAUAUCUCCAUCACCUGUACAUAGUACUUCUCUGAAUCAAUGGAGAAAUGGAUAUUCACCUAUAUGUAAGCCUCAAAUAAGGUCAGAAUCUUCUGCACAACUGUUACAGGGAAGAAAGAAAAGACAUUUGAGUGAAACAGCAUUAGGAGAAAGAACUAAACUUGAAGAAUCUGAUUUUCAACACACAGAAUCAGGAUCCCAUAGCAAUUUUACUGCUGUUUCCAAUGUCAACAUUUUAUCAAGAAUCCAGAAUUCAUCAUCACGAAAUACUGCACGACGGAGAUUGAGAAGCGAGAGCUCUUAUGACAUAGAUAACAUUGUGAUUCCCAUGUCAUUAGUAGCCCCAGCUAAAUUAGAGAAACUCCAAUAUAAGGAAAUACUUACUCCAAGCUGGAGGAUGGUUGUUCUUCAGCCUUUGGAUGAAUAUAAUUUAGGCAAAGAAGAGAUAGAAGAUCUUUCUGAUGAAGUCUUCUCCCUAAGGCACAAAAAAUAUGAAAAGAGAGAGCAAGCCAGGUGGUCACUAUGGGAGCAAAGCAAGUGGCACCGAAGAAAUAGCAGAGCUUACAGUAAAAAUGUUGAAGGACAGGACUUGCUUUUGAAAGAAUACCCUAAUAACUUUAGUAGCAGUCAGCAAUGUGCUGCUGCAAGUCCUCCUGAGCUUCCUUCAGAGAACCAAGAUCUGUGUGCAUAUGGCUUACCUUCUUUAAAUCAAAGUCAAGAAACCAAGUCUUUGUGGUGGGAACGACGAGCUUUUCCAUUGGAGAGUGAAGACAUGGCAGCCUUAUUAGGUGAAGAUGAAAAAAAAAAGGAUCAGGCUGAAAGGUCAAGCACAGCUUUCCAUGGUGAAAUCUUCGGUACCAGUGUACCAGAGAAUGGCCACCAUCCAAAAAAGCAGUCAGAUGGAAUGGAAGAAUACAAAGCCUCUGGUCUAGGACUUAGUAAUGUUAAAAAAAAUAGGUGACAGGGAACAGGUUAAGAAAACUAUGUAAAUGUAGGAAAGAUGGGAGGAAAUAAAGCCCUGUUCUGGAUUCCCCAUCCCCUCCAGAAUAAGAGCAUGUUCUGCAUGUAUUAAUCUUUUAUGCUGUUUAUGAAACAGGCAAAAUAAGUCUGUUUUUCCUUCUGGAACCACAAGGGUAACCAGAUUUUCAUCUACAGACAAGUGGUAGUCAUUUGUGUUUAUCAUGCAACUUACAAACACCAAGAUAUUAAUUGCUGCAACUUGAUGUCAAAUCACAUUACUGGGUAAUUUUUAAGACUAUGUACCCACACCAUACAUACAUACAUACAUAUAUAUACACAUACAUACAAACCUGUGUGCCAAGUGACAGCUAUUUUUUAUAUACAUGGUAAUUCAUUAAAAUUGCCUUAGUAAUAUAUUAGAAUAUACAAAUAUGGGUGUAUAAAAUAAACAUACACACACACCCCUAUGUAGUUUUUAAAACACUGGCAAUGACCCACUCCCCUUGGAAAUGCAUGUAUGAACUACCCUGUGAAAUGUAAGCUGCAGAAUAGAUAAAACACAGGUUUCCACUAAUAAAAGAAAGACAUCUGAACAUCUUGAAUAUAGAGACAGAAGUUUUUUGUUGUUGUUGUUGUGUUGUUUUUUAACAUGUUUAACCAACAGUAGAAGUUAUUUACAGAAAUUCAUAUACCAGACAACACAAAACUCCUUUAUUCAAAAUCACUGCUAUCUUUGGGACUAAACACAGGCUACUUUCUGUUUACUCCUAACAAAAUAAAGCAAGCAAAUUUGAGUUAAAUAUUGGUGCACUUUAAUACUAUCACAUCUUUGAAAACUCAAUUUGAGUUUUACCAAUUAAUGUGUCUCAUGAAGAGAAGACAUCAAUUUAAAAUGAGCCACAAACAGUAAAGUCCUAUCAGUAUAAAAUUUGAAAAAAAAACAAAAAAAACAUGAUUGUAUUUCUAGAUUAGCAAGAAAUUAGUUAAUUCUGGCUGAUUUCUAUUUCUAGCUAAUUUGGUCAUUCUUUGCCAUAGCUUACUUUAUUCAAAUAAACAUAUGUUCUUGCUUGCAUCCUAGAUUGGAAAUUAAGAUUUUUCAAAGAACAAAGCUUCAAUAUUGGAUACUGAAGAGUAUACAUGAAAGAAAAUUCCUUUUGAAGCUAUUAAACCAUUUUUUUUCUAUGUGAAAGUUGAGGACAAUUUAUAUAAAUCACUUUUUGUCAUGUAAAAAAGGUUACUCAAGUUGUACCACCCACAUAACUGAAAAUAUUGGCCAUUUGGCCUUAUCUGUGAGAUUUGACACUAAGUUUUUGUUAGAGAUUGGAAAUUAUACUAGUCCUUUUAAGGGGUAAAAAAUUCAAAUUCAAUACUGACAAACUUUUGCUUGUAGUUUUACUGUACAUUUAUUUUUAAAGAAAAAGAAAACAAAAGCCAGACAAACCCAAGUUGUCCAGGCAAGUAAACUCAAAUCUUUGUCACGUCUGAUAUUAUAAUAUUCUAUGUAAGAUUUUUAAUUAAAGUUAUUUCUAUA